Colossoma macropomum (tambaqui) is the source of this 1879-nucleotide messenger RNA. RefSeq names its product GID complex subunit 8 homolog a (S. cerevisiae) (gene gid8a). Gene Ontology annotation, molecular function: protein binding. The transcript has 5 exons. The record is from RefSeq and is a predicted model, not a curated record. Gene Ontology annotation, biological process: proteasome-mediated ubiquitin-dependent protein catabolic process; positive regulation of canonical Wnt signaling pathway. Lineage: Eukaryota; Metazoa; Chordata; Actinopteri; Characiformes; Serrasalmidae. The coding region runs from base 121 to 810 and encodes 229 amino acids. Gene Ontology annotation, cellular component: cytoplasm; nucleus.
AUCACAUCGCUCAACCCAAGUCUCGUUACGAAGUACCGUCUGCUAUCGCGUGAACUCCGUCUCAGGCCCGCUGCCAUCGCGAAGAAUUAUUUUUUUAUAGAAGACUGAAGCCACGUGUCCAUGAUGAGCUACGAUGAAAAGCCUGAAGAUAUUACGAAGGAGGAAUGGAUGGAAAAACUUAACAAUGUGCAUAUUCAGAGAGCAGAUAUGAACCGCCUCAUCAUGAACUAUUUAGUAACAGAGGGGUUUAAGGAGGCUGCAGAGAAGUUCCGGAUGGAGUCAGGCAUUGAGCCCAGCGUGGAUCUGGACUCACUGGAUGAAAGGAUUAAAAUCAGGGAGAUGAUUUUGAAAGGGCAGAUUCAGGAGGCCAUCUCCCUCAUCAACAGCCUUCAUCCAGAGCUUCUGGACACUAACCGAUACCUGUACUUCCACCUUCAGCAGCAGCAUUUGAUCGAGUUGAUUCGUCUGCGGGAAACGGAGGCUGCGCUUGAGUUCGCACAGUCACAGCUGGCUGAACAGGGUGAGGAGAGCAGGGAGUGUCUGACUGAGAUGGAGAGAACUUUGGCCCUUCUCGCUUUUGACAACCCUGAAGAGUCACCCUUCGGAGACCUCCUCAACAUGAUGCAGCGGCAGAAGGUUUGGAGUGAGGUGAACCAGGCAGUGCUGGACUAUGAGAACAGGGAAUCAACACCAAAGCUAGCAAAGCUGCUGAAGCUCUUGUUAUGGGCACAGAAUGAACUGGACCAGAAAAAAGUCAAAUAUCCCAAAAUGACAGACCUUAGCAAGGGCACAAUCGAGGACCCCAAGUAGAAACUGAUACACAUGGACACCUAUGCUUCCCCUCCCCCUUUUAUUUAUAAGCAGUCACUGACUGGACUGUAUAUGUAAAUCAUAUAUAUGAAUAUGAAUACGUCUUUUUUUGAUGCUCAUACAAAAGAAGUAACUUAAACAACUGUAUAAGGUAUUUUUGAGAGCAGAUAUGGUAAUCAAAAAAGUAAAUAUAAUCAGCUUUCUGAAAAAUGACAUUUGCCAUCCACCCAUUUGCAGAUUGCAAAUAAUUCUGUAGUAUUGGUCUGUUUAUUUGUAAAUAUCCAAGUCAUUUUUAUUUUAGAUACUGGCAUUUUAGCUUCUGUUUGGUCACUUUUUAUUUUUGUUUUUGUGUUCAUUCAGUGCAGUUUUUUAUGCCUAAAUUAGGCCACAAGUUAGACGGGUAAAAUCAGUUAAUGGUUUUAAGGAAAGUGUUAAGCUUUAAAAUGUGUUUUUCUAUAUAAACAUUUCCAGGAUUGUGAAGCUAGCUUUGGUAACGUUUGGUUGGUUUGGUCCGCUCUGGAAAAUGACACUGAAUUUGUCUGGGUUUUAUGGCCGAUUUGUUUUGCGUUGUUGAAUGGAACGAGAUUGACUGGUUUGUCCUCUCACCCAUAUUUGAUAAACCUGUGCUCAUGCUGUGCCUUGUGUAGGCUAGGGUGUGCUUUUUGCAUUACGGUGUGUGUGAAGAAUUCUAGCCUUGUGUUUCCACUCGGAACGGAAACAGACCUACUCGUAUGGGGAGCAGAAGAUUAUGAAUAUUUGAAGUGGGUGAAUGGGUGUUUUGGAUGCUUUUUUUUUUUUUUAAAGACUUCACAACAUAAGCUAUUUUUACUUUAAACGCACAUAUUUAUAUUGUCGUUGCAGUCACUACGAAGCCACCAUGCCUUGUAAAACUAGGCUGUAUCCCCUCUUGUCCUUAUUUUACAUUUAUUCUUGCUGCUGAAGUUCGUAGUUAAUUCAUACUAGACAUUGUUGUCAUCUUUAGUAUUAUUUAUUCAUCAAGAACACAUUUCCCAGCCACUCCUGUUUUUAAAGUCCGAUUUACAGGUACAAUAAAACUUUUCUUUUGAAA